AUGUUUGAAUUUAUAAAAGAAUUCAUAUAAUUUGAUGAUUCAAUUCAUGCAGUAUUUAAGGAUUAAUCAGCAUUAAUAUAUUCAAAUACUGGAUUAUUAAGUUAUUUUAAUAGCAAAGGAGAGAGAAGUAGAAUCAAAGUUGAAAAUUGUAGAAAAUAUGACAACAUUUAAGAUAAAGUUAAAGAAGUAUUAUAAGUGGCAUCAAAGUAUACAUAUCUAAAUUCAGAUUAAAUAAUUUAUGAAGAGGCAGUUAAGAUGAAGAAAAUUUAAACUAUUGUAAUACAUAAUAAUAAUAAUAGAUUUGGCCACUUGAAUAUUAAAUUGAGAAUGGUUAUGCUAUAUUAAAGUCUAUAGAUGGUUAUGCUUAAAUGAAAUUGAAUCUUUAAACAUUUUAAAUAUCUUUAUAAUACUAUUCUUGUAAUCAAACAGUGGCUGUUGUUAAGGAGAUUGAAAAUGAAAAUAAUUUUGUAAAUAAUUUCAUUAAGAAAUAUAAUCUUGGAGCUACUAAAUCAACAGCUACUAGUAUAGAUUGUGGAAUAGGAUAUACAUAUAGAAUAUUGAAUAAAUAAUAUAGUUUGAUUAACUUUCCAAUAUAAUGGAUAGCUCCUUUCUUUGUUUUAGUAAAAGAUUUCUUAAAUAACGAUAAAUGUAUAUAUUUUUAAUAUAUAAAAAAUAGUGUAAUAUUUAGAUAUUUAAUUUCCAACAGAAUUGAUUGAAUAUAUAUUAAAUGAAUAAGAAGAAAUGUAAGAAUAUUUUUAUGAAACAUAUAAUUGUUAUAAAAUUAAGGAUUAAUUAGUCACUAAAAUCUUAAUAGAUCAACCUAUUAAAACAAUAUAAAUAAAUGAUAAUGUGUCUCCAAUAAUGAAUAAAAUUAGUUAGAUAAAUUUAGGAAGACCUAUAUUUAUGCUUACAAAUUAAGCAUAAUUUUGGUUUUAAGUAGAUGGAGGAAUUGGAUUAAUAAAUGAUUAACUUUUAAUUAGAGAUGGUAUAUUUUGGGAAUAUGGAUAAUAGAAAUGGGAAUAAUCUAUUUAUGUAAAUUAUUUAUAAUAAAUAUAAUUAGAAUGAUAAAUAUAAUUUAAGUGCCUUUGAUGUAUAUUGUAAACUAAUAAAUACAAAGUAUAAAUCAAAUAUGAAUUUGAUUAUCACAUAAUUAUAAGAGAAAUAAAAACCUAUAGAAUAUUAUAAAGUUGAAUAAGGAAAUUUUGAAGAAUUAAGGAAAGUUGACUUAAGAGAAGUUGGAGAAUUCAUUUUAUUAAAGAAUGGAACAGUGAAAGCUAAAUUUGUAGAUAGAACUGUUAUUACAUUUAAAUAUCCUCCUCCUUGCACUAUUAAAAUAAUAUCUUAAUUUGGUUUAAUUAAUAAUUUUGAAUUCUGUCCAACUUAAGAUGAUAGGUUAUUAAUUACAUAUAAUCAUUACCUUGAAUAUUUUCAACCAGAAUUAUAGGUAUAUAUGUAAUAUUGUUUAAAAUUGGCUGAAGAGUCUUAUAUUAUACCAGAGAUAUUUUAAUAAAGAGAAUAACACUCUACUUAAUUGUCAUCUUGGAUAGAAUAAGAAAUGGAAAAAAAUUAAAGAUUUUUAGUAUAUAGUGGAAAGUAUAGUUGUCAAGAAUUGAAUGAACCUUAAGAAGAAUAAUCAUUGGAUGAAAGAAUUUAAUUAUUACUAACAGCUAAUUAAGAAAUGUUAUAAAAAUUAAAAAAAUGA
This is a messenger RNA of Paramecium pentaurelia, 1702 nucleotides long. The record is from the annotation of a GenBank genome assembly. Lineage: Eukaryota; Ciliophora; Oligohymenophorea; Peniculida; Parameciidae.